AAGUCGAGCCGGAAGUGAACGUGGGUGCUAGUUUAGCUGGCUAACAACAAGUAGUCGGUAGUUUUGUUCAUUAACGCUGAACGGUUGAGUUAUUACUCAAUAACUUAACGGAUUACCUGAUAAACCAGGACUAGUUAAACUAGUCCACCGUUCGUUUAUGUUGCCUCUUUAUCGCUUUAGCUUGGACGCCUUGUGUUAGCUUAGCAACCUAGCGACUGCUUAGCAACCGGCUAGUUUAGCGUUAAUAGGUGUUAUUAUUAUUGUUGUGUCGCUUCAUUAGGAGUUAACAGGAGUCAUGGAUCCAGCCGAGCGCAUGUGGAUCUUUCCCAUGGGCUUGUGAGCUCGGACUGCUUUUUUAAUGGGAGCCGCUCGGAGUCUUUACCAGACUUGUGGGCGAUAUUCGCGCAGACGGAAGAAGACCCAGCGGCCCGAAUGGAGUCGUUGGCAGGUUACGUUUAUAAAGCUGCGAGUGAAGGCAGAGUCCUGACCCUGGCUGCUCUGUUACUAAACCAUUCUGCCUCUGAGACGCGCUACCUGUUAGACUUUACAACGCUGUUAGCUGGACAACGCUCCACUCCUCUCAUCAUAGCAGCCAGGAACGGACACGACAAAGUAGUCCGUCUUCUCCUGGACCACUAUGGAGUGGAUACUGAGCAGACAGGGACAGUCAGGUUUGAUGGGUAUGUGAUCGAAGGCGCCACGGCUCUUUGGUGCGCUGCGGGUGGAGGACACUUUGAGGUCGUGCGUCUUCUCGUGUCUCAUGAUGCCAACGUGAACCACACCACCCUGACCAACUCCACCCCGCUCAGGGCGGCGUGCUUCGACGGUCGCCUGGACAUCGUGCGCUACCUGGUAGAGCAUAACGCCGACAUCGGCAUCGCCAAUAAGUACAACAAUACCUGUCUGAUGAUAGCUGCUUUUAAGGGACACGCGGACGUAGUGCGCUUCUUGCUAGAGCAAAACGCUGACCCGAACACGAAGGCACACUGCGGCGCUACGGCUCUGCACUUUGCAGCCGAGGCCGGACAUCUGGAAGUUGUGAAAGAGCUGGUGAAGUGUCAGGCGGCUAUGGUGGUGAACGGCCAUGGCAUGACACCCCUCAAAGUCGCGGCUGAAAGCUGCAAGGCGGAUGUUGUCGAGCUGCUUCUCUCCCACGUCGACUGUGACCCUCACAGCCGUAUCGAAGCGUUAGAGCUGCUCGGGGCUUCGUUUGCUAACGACCGGGAGAAUUAUGACAUCCUAAAUACAUACCAUUACUUGUAUCUGGCCAUGCUCGAGCGUUACCGCGACCCUGAGAGGGUCAUCGCCAAAGAGAUCCUGCCACCCGUGGAAGCUUACGGUGGUCGCAUGGAGUGUAGGACGCUUCAGGAGCUGGAGGCUAUCAAACAGAACCGCGACGUACUGCACAUGGAAGGUCUGAUGGUCCGCGAGCGCAUCCUGGGAUCGGACAACGUAGACGUUUCGCAUCCCAUCAUAUACCGCGGUGCCGUCUAUGCCGACAACAUGGAGUUUGAGCAGUGCAUUAAGCUGUGGCUACAUGCCUUACACCUGCGUCAACGAAGUAACCGUAACACACACAAGGACCUGUUGCGCUUUGCACAAGUUUUUUCGCAGAUGAUGCAACUCAAGGAGCCGGUUCAAGCCGUCGACGUCGAGCAGGUGUUGUGCUGCAGUGUUUUGGAGAUCCGGCGCAGCAUAUCACGCUUGGAAACGGCCUCCGAGGCGGAGCGCCCUGCCUGCACUGACAACUAUGAGUCAAACCUUUUUACCUUUCUCUACCUGGUGUGCAUCUCCACCAAGACGCAGUGCGACGACGAAGACCGCGCACGCAUUAACAAGCAGAUUUACGACGUCAUCCGGCUCGACCCACGCACCCGAGAAGGCUCGUCGCUGCUCCAUCUGGCCGUCAGCUCCAGCACGCCGGUGGACGAUUUCCACACGAACGAUGUGUGCAGCUUCCCCAACGCCCAAGUCACUAAGAUCCUGCUGGACUGUGGCGCACAGGUGAACUGCGUCGAUAUUGAAGGAAACAGCCCUCUCCACCUCAUAGUGCAGUACAAUCGGCCCAUCAGCGACUUCCUCACACUGCAUGCCAUCAUCAUCUGUCUGGUGGAGGCCGGCGCUCACACUGACAUGACCAACAAGCAGAAGAAGACCCCGUUGGAGAAGAGCACCACGGGAGUCUCGGAGAUCCUCCUGAAAACGCAGAUGAAAAUGAGCCUAAAGUGCCUGGCUGCUCGGGCCAUCCGACAGCAUCGCAUUCUCUACAGAGACCAGAUUCCCAAAAGCCUAGAAGAGUUUGUUGAGUUUCACUAACAUGUAGCUUUGCAGUCAUCUGACGGUGCUGGGAAUUCCUGAUCAAGUUUUUUUUUAGUCACACGGAUCUGAAGAUGGCUUUUACACUCACAUCUGUUGUCUAAAUAUUUGUCUAGACUGAUCAAGGGUUUUUCCUGAGCCCUAAAAAAAAGAUUAUACAUUAUGUCCUCUCAUGAUGCACAUUUUUUUAGUGGCACUCGUUUACACUCACUCAUGGUAUUGAAAUAAGUCGUCGCUGCUCGUUGUUGGGCCAUAAAUAAGCAGCCGCACUGAAACCGACGUAUUAAGUGAACGACACCGGAGAGAGCGGCUUUUUACUGACUGCACUUUGCUUAGGAUGAUUUACUUUAGUUAUGUUUUAUUAACAUAUUUUAUUAAAGAAUUAUUUAAAACAUCAGAUGAUCUAUUUUUUAAGGAAUCUUUAACAGAGGAACGGUGUAAUAAAAUCCAAACCUUUUUUUGCCAAACUGUACACGAACGUCUUUUUAGAAAUAAAUACACUAACCCGGGUCUGGGACAGGCUCCUUUAAACUUCUUUGGUUGGUCAACUUUCUAUUAUGCCACUGUAAAGUCAUCCGAUAUCUACAUGACUGUGUGCUGCCGUGCCUUGUGUGGCCUUAUUCUGGAUGGUGCUUGGAUUUCUGUUUUUUUUUCCCCUUUAUUUUUGUUUUUUUUUAAUUAAAGUCUGAGUAAACAGCA
Tachysurus fulvidraco (yellow catfish) is the source of this 3015-nucleotide messenger RNA. RefSeq names its product fem-1 homolog b (gene fem1b). NCBI's taxonomy places the organism in Eukaryota, Metazoa, Chordata, Actinopteri, Siluriformes, Bagridae. The record is from RefSeq and is a predicted model, not a curated record. Gene Ontology annotation, molecular function: protein binding. Bases 433 to 2316 code for a protein of 627 amino acids. The transcript is spliced from 2 exons.